CCCUUCGUUUGGGGGGGUAGAAUUAAUGCAAGUUUUAUUUAAAAAAUAGUUUUGUUUAAUAAUUUCCUUCCUAUAUAUGGCCGGCUGUGGAGUGUGGGCUGCAGGUCGUCCUUUCUUUCUCGCUCUUGUCUCCAAAACUUCGCUCUCUGCCUUAAGCUAUUUCUCAUUCUCUCUCUCUUGCUAAGUGGGUCGGAGCUUAUUUUUAUCAGCUAGAUCGUCGAAAUGGCUGCAAAACCAGCCAGAAUCCAUGAGUUUGAUGAUGUGGUUAACCACAAAAGCCGGGACGAUUGCUGGCUCCUUAUUCACGGCAAGGUCAGUUCUUUCCUUUCUUUCUGCCUGUUCCGUACACCCCAAUUUCACUGUUUGCCGUUCUUCCAUGUUCUGCAUUCGUCAAUAUAUUGUUGGGAUCUGUCUCGGAUUCUACUGUGGUCUUGCUCUGCUCUGGAUUCGUUUGAAAGUUGUUUUUUUUAACUGUUAUGUGUUACUUAAAGGGAUUCGAAAUUGCGAUAUUCAGAUUCAAGAUCAAUGUUAAUACCACUAGACCAAAUCCUUGCAACGACUGAUGCUACUGUCGUAUUGUUCUAGUUGUUUGACUUAGUGUGUGUUAAUAUCUAGCUAAUGUUACUUGAUAAAGUAGGUAGCUUGAUUUGUAUGUGUCAUCUGUUGUUAGUGAAAUUUAGGGGAAUCGAGUAUCCAACCUUUUAACUGUAACUGCAGGUAUACAAUGUGACAGAAUUUCUUGAAGAACAUCCUGGAGGGGACGAGGUGCUUCUUGCAGCUACUGAGAAAGAUGCGACCGACGAUUUCGAAGACGUGGGGCACGGGAAGGAAGCUCGGGAGCUGAUGAUGAAGUACUACAUUGGCGACAUCGAUCCGGCCAGCGUUCCGUCGGGGAGGAAGUACAACCCGCCGGUGCACACUGCCAAGGAUCCACAGUACAACGCCUACUUGAUCAAGCUGCUCCAGGUGGUGCUGCCACUCUUGAUUUUCGGCAUCGCUUUCGCUGCCCGUACCGCUCUGAAGAAGGAGUAGUAGUAGGGAUAGUGUGGUUUUUCAGAGGUCCUCUGCUUAUCUUCUAUGGUUGUGUCUGUGGUUGAGUUUCAUGGACAGUGUCCUUUGGGUCGUUUUGAUUUGGUGAUUGGUCUCUUAAUAAUUGCAGUUAGCUUUUCUGUGGUUGGUGUUGUUGUUAGUUGUAACAAUUUGCCCGGGGUACUAUUUUGGCCUUGUUGUUGAACUUCUCUUUGGCAAGUUUGGCUGGUUGGAUCAUGGAUAGUAAAUUGGCCAGUCGUAGCAAACUACUAAUCAUCUUGCAGACAGAGGUUUAACAGAUCGCAUGCAAAAGGAAUAACGACAUAUGCAAUAAUUUUCAAGAAUGUGGGAAUUUCGAUGGACACACGGCUAGUCUGGCCAUCCAUCCAUCGUACCAACGGACCACAUCAAGCCAAUUCGGCAAACAAUAUAGUAGGG
This is a messenger RNA of Linum tenue, 1467 nucleotides long. The record is from the annotation of a GenBank genome assembly. NCBI's taxonomy places the organism in Eukaryota, Viridiplantae, Streptophyta, Magnoliopsida, Malpighiales, Linaceae.